Malania oleifera is the source of this 4342-nucleotide messenger RNA. Its product is annotated as AT-rich interactive domain-containing protein 4. NCBI's taxonomy places the organism in Eukaryota, Viridiplantae, Streptophyta, Magnoliopsida, Santalales, Ximeniaceae. The coding region runs from base 1535 to 3880 and encodes 781 amino acids. The transcript is spliced from 15 exons. Gene Ontology annotation, molecular function: DNA binding. The record is from RefSeq and is a predicted model, not a curated record.
UUCCAUGUUCAAAACCACGAAAUGAUGCUGUCAGGAGUUCUGUAGCAAUGUCGUGAAAAUCCUGCAUAAGGCCGACGUCAUGGUAAUUUAGCCCAACUGCUGUUGGCGUUCGGACAGAGAAAGAGAGAUGACGAUGGAGACAGGGAAAGAACUCGCGUUUCGGGCAAAGGGAAAAGCAGGCGUCAUGAGCCGAAUCAGGCCAAUGAGGGGUUUACCAAAAAAUCUGACAUCCAAAAACAGAAAAGGGGAAAAAAAAAAGAAAAAAAAAAGAAGUUUUUGGGGGGGGGAAAGAAGAAGGGACGAGUAAAAACUAUCCCCAGCUUUUUCUGAUGAUGUCUUUUGGAGCACGACAGAAAAUGUUACGCCUUCAAUCUCCGAAUCUUUUGCACGCACCCAUUAAUCCAUCCGUGCAAAGCUUCUCGUACUUAGUCAUUUCUUAUGGAUUUUUAGGUGUUAUUGCUUGGUUAGAAUCUCGUAUAAAGCCGCCUCCUAUCCGACGACUCGCGUAGUCAAAUGUUAAAUAUUUGUCUACUUUGCAUUUCUUUCCCUCUAUUUUAAUUUAUUUGGGUUGCGGGUUUCAUGUUUUUGAUGUUCUAAUUUUGUUUCUGUUUUUGUUUCUUUUUAAUUUUAUCGGUUCGUCAAAAGGGUUUUAAUGAUCGUAUUCGUAUUUCCCCUUUUCUCUGUUUCGAUGUUAUGGCUUUGUUUGACCAGAGGUUGGAUGUGAGGGUGCUUAUUGGUCACUGCAGCAAUAGGCUCCCCCCCAAUUAAACAAGUGGGAAACAAAAUUUAAUUUUGUGGAUAUGUUGAUUUUUCUGUUGAUUUCGUGGAGGAUAGGCAUAGCAGAUAAAUAGAGAUUCUUAUCACUACUAGGUUUUUUAUUUUAUUUUUUUAAUAAUUUUGUUGGGGGUUGAUUUUUAAGGGCAUAGGGUUUCCUUUCUUACUUUACUCUUCUUUGAGGUGCGUUUUUGUGAUUCUUGGAGCCACGGUCCAAGUUUUCCUCGCAUUGGUUCUCGAUCUCUCCUGAUUCCCUCGUCUGGGUACUUCGAGUUUCUUUGUUUUCUCAUCAUUGUCGGUAAGUUUUUUUGUUUAAUCUUCUCCGGUGGUCAAUUUGUUCCCAUCCCGGUCUGGUUCUCGCCGAUUAUUCGACGUUUCUUCAUACGGGUCUGGGGAAUUUUCUCGAUUUAGGGUGUUUUUGAGGUUUACAUUCUACGGUAUUUCUGUUUCUGCUGUUUGAUUUUCGGAGUGAUUAGAGCUUGUCGAGUUUCUCGUGCUUUCCCACUGAGUUCAUCCUUGCCAGUUAGGGUUUAAUUUUUUUUUGAGGUUCUUAAAUUCCAUUGGCGAUAGAUUUGGUGUUCGGAGCGGUUCUGGGCCAUGAACUUGAGAUUUUCAUGGGGUUGACGGACGUUCAAUCGGAUUGUAGGCGGAGUCAAUGCUAUACUGUUGUUGCUGGUUUCAGGUUUUAAGUUUUCUGGGAAGGAUUUGAGCUUCAUAGGGAAGUCUGGAUCUCUUCCUACCCGGUGGGCGGUGUGCAUAAAUGAUGUUUCAUUCUCAGGGAGCAUCAAAACACAGUUGUAGCCUCCUUGCAGUCACAUGUGGGAAGACUUCACAAAAGCAGGAUGUCUCAGAAGAUCAACAAGGCUAUCCCUUUCCGGAUAUGGUUUCUUCAGGGCGGUUAGAGGUUCAAGUUUUGACUAAACCGAGCACGGCUGAGUUCCAUGAAACUCUUGAAUCAUUUCGGCCGGACUUUGUGUAUUUGCAAGGGGAACAGCUUCAAAAUGAUGAAGAAAUUGGAACUCUGGUGUGGGGGAAUGUGGACUUGUCUGAUCCUGAGACUAUAGCUGGUCUCUUUGAGAGCUUGUUGCCUUCUACUGUUUAUUUGGAGAUCCCUAAUGGAGAAAAGUUGGCAGAGGCACUUCACUUAAAGGGAAUCCCUUAUGUGAUAUAUUGGAAGAAUGCAUUUUCUUGUUAUGCUGCUUGCCAUUUUCGGCAUGCAUUGUUUUCAGUGUUACAGAGUUCAUCUAGCCACGUAUGGGAUGCAUUCCAGCUUGCUCAUGCAUCUUUUAGACUCUACUGUGUACGAAACAAUCUUGUUCUUCCACUCAACAGCCACAAAGUUACUGGUAAGUUUGGUCCACACCUUCUUGGGGAUGCUCCAUUGAUCAAUGUCACUCCACCUGAGACAGAUGCUGGGGAAGAUGAUGAAAGUUCUGGCACACUUCCUGCUAUAAAGAUAUAUGAUGAUGAUGUGACCAUCAGAUUUCUUGUUUGUGGGGUGUCUUGUGCAAUGGAUGCAUGCUUAUUAGGAUCUUUGGAGGAUGGUCUCAAUGCCCUCUUGAACAUUGAAAUUCGCGGAAGUAAACUUCAUAACCGGGUUAGUGCUCCUCCCCCGCCUCUUCAGGCAGGGACAUUUUCUCGUGGAGUUGUCACUAUGCGAUGUGAUUUAUCCACUUGUAGCUCUACCUACAUCUCGCUGCUUGUUUCUGGAAGUGCACAAACUUGCUUUGAUGAUCAGAUUUUGGAGAAUCAUGUCAAGAAUGAAAUUGUUGACAAAAGUCAACUAGUUCAGGCGCUCUCCAAUUGUGAUGAAGAUAAAUUGCCAUUAUCAGAGCCCCGGAAAUCAACUUCAGUAGCAUGUGGAUCAACGGUGUUUGAAGUUUCCAUGAAGGUCCCUGCAUGGGCUUCACAGGUUUUGAGGCAGCUAGCACCAGAUGUUUCCUAUCGUAGCUUCGUGGCACUUGGGAUUGCUAGUAUUCACGGACUGGCUGUUGCUUCUUUUGAGAAAGAUGAUGCUGACCGUCUUCUUUUCUUCUGUACGAGAGAAGGAAAAGAUGUGCCUCCAAACAAAUCUAGUCUUGGGAGUCUGCCUUGCUGGUUGAGGCCACCUGUUCCCAGCAGAAAGGGUUCUGAACUGUGCCAGGAUAAAAGUCUGGGCGCUCAUAAUAGUCUUGUGCAUGGUAACGAAGCUAUUGUCCCGAGAAUAGAGCGAGAGAAUAAGAGAAUUGGACUGAUGAAUGGAGUAGUUAUGGAUUUAGUGCCUGCUGAGAAAAAAUUUAAAGUAGCUGCAAUGAGGCCUGUCCCUCGUAAUCGUCACCAUAAAAUGUUGCCCUUUUCUGGGGUUUCUGAGGCAGAUGGAGUUAAUGGAGGCCAUGCGAAGGCUAAUUUGUCAGUUGUUUCAUCUACUAAGCAUACUGUUGCAGGAUUAGCUCCUGUUGCACGCCGGAAAACAUUUUCAAGCUCAGUUCAGGCUAAGCAAAUUGUUUCCUUGAAUCCUCUACCUCUGAAGAAGCAUGGUUGUGGCAGAAGCCCAAUACAGUAUUGCUCUGAGGAGGAGUUUCUUAAGGAUGUGAUGCAGUUUCUAAUUCUUCGGGGACAUACUCGUCUGAUUCCUCAAGGUGGACUAGCUGAGUUCCCAGAUGCCAUACUUAAUGCAAAGCGUCUUGACCUCUAUAACUUGUAUAGAGAGGUUGUUUCAAGAGGCGGCUUCCAUGUUGGAAAUGGCAUCAACUGGAAAGGGCAGGUUUUCUCAAAGAUGCGCAAUUAUACAGCAACCAAUAGAAUGACCGGUGUCGGGAAUACUCUGAAAAGACACUAUGAAACUUACCUUCUAGAAUAUGAAUUGGCACAUGACGAUGUGGAUGGUGAAUGCUGCUUGUUAUGUCAUAGUAGUGCAGCAGGAGAUUGGGUGAACUGUGGGAUAUGUGGCGAGUGGGCUCACUUCGGCUGUGACAGAAGGCAGGGUCUUGGGGCAUUCAAGGACUAUGCAAAAACAGAUGGGCUAGAGUAUAUUUGUCCACACUGCAGCAACACAAAUUUCAAGAAGAAACCACAGAAAACUGCGCAAGGGUUUUCUCAGGGCUUAGCAUUGUCAAGACCAUUAUGACUAUUUCCCAAGUUUUGUUUUAUUUUGCUCUAUUUUUUGGUAUAUUCCCUACCCCCCCUUCUUUUGGUGCAUUUGUGCUCCCUUUUAUGCAUGAGAGACUUUCCCACUUUCUUACGGGAAUGGGAUUUCAUGCAUAAUUAGUUUUUUCCCCAUUGUUUUCCAUCAAAGGUGGUUCGGGACAAUGAAGAGAGAGAGAGAGAGAGAGAGAGAGAGAGAGAGAGGUUUUAUGUUUUUUAAUGGGGGGAUGGGGUUGGGAAGAUGGGAUGUUGUAACUUGUGUUAUAGGAAAACAGAAGUGGCCAAAUAUAACCUGUAGUCUGCAGAUAUACUAUUGCCUACGUGAUGGGCAUCUUAGGAGCAUCCCAUAUUUUAGGAACGGCCAUUGUAAAAUAUUUUAUCUCAUUCAACGUUUAUAUAUCUAAUGGGUCUCUAUGUUGAUAGAUGACAGCUUCACAAGCCGAAA